CUCGAAACUGUUCAGCUCAAACUUCAAUCACAAUUUCUUUCUUCUCUCAGGUUCGUCAAUUACACAUUAUAAACUACGAUGAAUGGCAUUAGUGUUGAUAUCAAUCAUUUGAAAAAGGGUGAGGUUAACCUUGGUACCUCCAUUAUGGCUGUUACUUUCAAGGAUGGUGUUAUUUUAGGUGCUGAUUCAAGAACAACAACUGGUUCGUACAUUGCCAAUAGAGUAACUGAUAAGUUAACCCAGGUUCAUAACAAGAUCUGGUGUUGCAGAUCUGGUUCUGCUGCUGAUACUCAAGCAAUUGCUGAUAUUGUCACAUAUUAUUUGAGUUUGCACCAAGCUCAACUAAAUUUCCAAAAGGGCCCCUCAGUCAAAGAUGCUGCUUCAAUAUUUCAAGAAUUGUGUUAUACAAAUAAAGAUCGUUUGACUGCUGGUAUUAUAUGUGCUGGUUAUAAUGAAUCUACAGGAAAAGGCGAAGUUUACUCCAUACCUCUUGGAGGUUCUUUACAUAAGCAAAAUUUUUCAAUUGCUGGAUCCGGAUCUAGUUACAUAUAUGGUUAUUGUAAUGAGCAUUUCAAGAAAGAUAUGGAAAAAGAUGAAGCAAUUAAUUUUGUUAAGCAUUCGUUAGCGCAGGCAAUAAAAUGGGAUGGAAGUUCUGGUGGCGUUAUAAGAAUGGUUUUAUUAACUAAAGACGAUAUUGAAAGACUAAUUUUUUUCCCUGAGGAGACUUAUUUGGUUCCAAAAAACCAUGAAAUUUAAUGUAACGGUAAAUCUAAAGAUUUUCAAUUGUAUUUAUAAAUAUGUAAAUGUAUAUAAAUAUAAAUAUAGAGAGAGGAAAAAAGAAAUAUAUUAAUUAAACAAAUUAUACUUAUUAUGAUGGCAGAAAAUUACGUUAUAAAACUGAAUAACAGAACUAAAGAUUAUAGAACACAAAAACGAUGAAAGUGCUAAAAACAAUCAAAACAAGAAAUAAUUGAGAAAACGAAAAUAAAAGAAAAUAAAAGAAAAACCAAAAUUAUUUGUAAACAUUCUUCUAAUUAAAAAUAAUUAAAAAUAAUUAAAAUAUUAGAGAAACAUCAAAGGAAUUAAAUAACAAGUAUAAAAACUGGAAAAAAAAAAUAUACAUAUAAUGAAA
This is a messenger RNA of Ascoidea rubescens DSM 1968, 1132 nucleotides long. It is a transcript of the gene PRE3, whose product is annotated as proteasome core particle subunit beta 1. Gene Ontology annotation, cellular component: proteasome core complex. NCBI's taxonomy places the organism in Eukaryota, Fungi, Ascomycota, Saccharomycetes, Ascoideales, Ascoideaceae. Bases 79 to 756 code for a protein of 225 amino acids. The record is from RefSeq and is a predicted model, not a curated record. Gene Ontology annotation, molecular function: threonine-type endopeptidase activity. The transcript has a single exon.